UGGCAAACAUGGCGGGUAGUUACCGCUUGUUUACACUAGAGACAUGGAAGAAUUGGGACAAAUCAGGGAAAGCAGAAGUUGUACAGAUGAUCAAACAGCAACUCAAAGAUGACCCAGAUAAUCCGGGAUUGUCUAAACCUAAUCAAGGAAAAGAUCUGUCACGUGCUUUGUAUGAACUUCUUUCGGCAAUUGUGAGGGGGCAUUUACGCAGAGACUAUGCACGACCCCUCCUCACAGAUAUGAUUAACUGGCAUCCAGAUAUGGCUUCACAGCUGGUGGAGGUGUCAACACUUCUUGACCUGGAGACCUCCACUAUUGAUCGACUUAGCAGAAAUCGUGACCAACUCAUGGCACUCCUCAAGUCCUUGGAUGCAGACAAACUCGUGAAGGAAAGAUUAGAAAUUGAAACUCUAGGAGAAGGAGGCAUAGUAAAAAAUAAAAAGAACUUUCACACUAAACAGAUUAAAGUGAAGACCAAACUAUUUUACAAACAACAAAAGUUCAACCUUUUAAGAGAAGAGACAGAAGGCUAUGCAAAGCUGAUAACAGAGCUCAAUCAGGAUAUAACCGACAGAGUCACGCCCAGCUCCAUCAUACAAGUUAUACGUAGUCUUAUUGGUGGCUUCAACUUGGACCCAAAUCGAGUCCUGGAUCUCAUUUUGGAAUCAUUAGAAUCCCGUCCAGAACAGCACCAGUUCUACACAGGGCUUUUGAAUCAAUAUCCUUGUGAGUCAGCCACCAUCAGUGAGCUCCUGGGCUUCAAACUCAAUAACUGUUCUAGCAGUGGAAAAGAUGCCAAGGGAAUCUACACUACAAUGGCCUUACUUAUUCAGGCUAAUAUUUUACAAUUAUCAGAUAUUUAUGCUUGGUUGACUCCUGAGGAUUCAUCCAUGACUGAAGAUUACCAUAAAGAGGAAAAUGAGGCGAGAGAAAUUGCUCGCAAGGUCCAUGUUGUGUCUACUAAAGACAAGGAUAAAGAAAAAGAAAAGGAGAAAGAGAAAGAAGAGGAAGAAAAAGACAAAGAUGACCAGAGAAAUCAUGAAAAAUACAAAUCAAACCAAAAAAUUCAGUUGUGUAUUGCCCUUUUAAAGGUUGGUGCAUGGGAACACUUCGUAGAAAUUUCUAGGCGUUUUCCAGAUUAUUACCUCGUGUCAAGUCCUCCUGUUAGUCAAGAACUUUGCCAGUUAAUACAUGCUACAAUUGAACCUAUAUAUCGAAAGGUGUGCACUCUACCUAGUCGACUGAAAGGAACAAUUGUGGAACUGCUAAACAAUCCACUUGCUCCCCGCCCUUCACAUACCUUUAAUGAUGUGUGCACAACCAUAUUUCCCAUGUUGAGUAUUUUGGGACCACAUUUGUACCAUGACCCGGGCCUAAUAUACAAGGUUCUCAGGGUGGCUCGGGUGGCACUGAAGCAGGUGAAGGUAGCAACAGACGGAGUUCGCAACACUUUUUAUUAUGAUUUCCUGGACGUCUUGGAUGAAGCUCUUCUUCCAUCCUUAUCAAUGCUCGACUCAAACCCUUGUCUCGCAGAAGAGAUAUGGGAAACUUUAAAGAUAUAUCCAUACCAGCACAGAUAUAAACUUUAUGGCAGAUGGAAAAAUGAGACCUGUACCCAGCAUCCCUUGCUAGUGAAGCACCGUGCCAGACUGCUCAAGAAAGCUAAGUUCAUCAUGAUGCGGAUCACAAAGGAGACCAUCAAACCUGUGAGUCGUGGCAUCGGCAAGCUCACCCACAACAACCCAGGACCAAUGUUUCAUUAUAUAUUGAUACAAGUUCAGCUGUAUGACAACCUUAUUGGCCCUGUUGUUGACAGCUUCAAAUACCUGACAUCUCUCUCAUAUGAUGUGCUGGGUUAUUGUAUCGUAGAAAUCCUCUCUGAAAAUAAAGACCGUAUAGCCAAUGAUGCAAUGGCAAUCUCUCCUUGGCUUCAAUCUCUGUCAAGUUUCUGUGGAGCUGUGUAUAAGAAGUACAUUAUUGACUUAGGUGGCAUUCUUCAAUUUGUAGCCAAUCAACUCAAAGCUGAAAAAUCUAUUGAUCUGCUUAUCAUGCGGGAGAUAGUCCAGAAAAUGGGUGGUACGGACACCCUCGAGGACUUAACAUCAGAACAGCUUGAUGCUAUGUGUGGAGGUGAACUGCUGCGUCGUGAGGCUGGUCAGUACCAACAAGAAAGAAACACAAAGAGGUCUUCCAUACGUCUCAAGGAAGCUCUCUUAGAGAAUAACCUAGCUAUCCCUUUGCUGUUACUCAUGGCUCAGCAGCGCUCAUCUGUUGUGUACAAUCAGACAGAGUCUCCCCAUCUCAAGCUGGUUGGGAAGCUUUAUGAUCAAUGCCAAGACACAAUGGUGCAGUUUGGUUCUUACCUCUUUCAAGUUGUAACUAUUGAAGAGCUCAAUGACCGCCUGCCAAGUAUUGGUGCUCUAUUGUCAGAUUGUCACAUCAAUGCAGAUGUUGCAUUCUUCUUGGCUCGUCCACUUUUUAUACACAUGCUUAAUUCAAAGUAUGAUGAGUUGAGACGACAAGAUAAGGGUGAGAAGAAACUGACACUAGAACAGAAGAAACUACGCUACAUAGAAGCUUGUAAUGAGGUGUUUGUGCCCAUUGUGUCCAGCAUAAGACCGCACUUUAGCAUAAAGGUAUGGGAGGACAUGGACCCAUCCUUCUUCCUCACUUUCUGGACACUGACAAUGUCCGACCUGGAAGUGCCUGUACACAUGUACGAGAAGGAGAUAAAGAAGAUUGAUCCAAAUCCUUCUGCAAAUAAAAGAAAGAAGGAAGCAGAUCGUCUUUUGGCUCUGAAAGAAAAACUCCAAGAAGAGGAAAAACGUCAGAAAGAACAUGUGGAGCGUGUCCUCGCUAGAUUACAACAGGAGAAAGAUCGGUGGUUUAUGCUGCGGGCUGCACGGUCUCCUAAGAAUGACACAGUUACUGCAUUCCUUCAGCUCUGUCUCUUCCCACGGUGUACCUUCACUGCUCUUGAUGCUAUAUACUGUGCUAAAUUUGUGAAGAUGUUGCACAACCUCAAAACGCCAAACUUUUCCACGCUAAUUUGUUACGACCGGAUGUAUUGCGACAUAACAUACACAGUGGCCUCAUGCACAGAACAAGAGGCUCACAGGUAUGCUAGAUUCCUCCUGGGCACUUUAGAGACUGUCAUGCACUGGCAUGCAUCUCAUACAAAUUAUGAGAAAGAGUGUGCCAACUACCCAGGUUUUGUCACCAAAUACCGUGUGUCACGACAGGAAGCCAAUGAUUAUGUCGACUAUGAGAACUACCGUCAUGUGGUUCACAAGUGGCACUACAAGAUAACAAAGGCCUUGGUAACAUGUCUGGAGAGUGGCGACUACAUUCAGAUUCGUAACGCUAUCCUUAUUCUCCAAGGAAUCAUCCAGCGCUUCCCUGCUAUCACCAACCUCGCUGCUGUCAUUGAGAAGAGAAUAGAGAAGGUGAAAGUGGAAGAGCGUAAUCGCCGAAAUGAUCUGUAUGUUCUGGCAAAUAGCUACUCAGGUAGACUAAAAGCCAUCAAACCAAAUCUCAUGCCAGAGACAGAGUUCCAUAUAGUUCCGAAACGUCCCCAAGCAGCUAAAGCUGUCAACGGAACACAAGAAAACUCUCAUGCAACUUCAGGAAAUGAGUCUAAGUCCACUGGGGAGACAGCAGAGAGUAAGGUGGCAAAGGUUGGUGAUGUGGAGAUGGUUGUGGCUGAUUCCACCAAUGGUGAUGUAGAUGCUAAGGAUGAUAAAGAGGACAAGGAGGUUAAGAAGGCAGACGUAUCCAGUAAAUCCUCCAAAGAUAAAAAGGAAAUUAGUGAAAAGAAAUUGACUGAUGAUGUGGAAAUUAAGAAGGAAGAAAAGGAAAAGAAAGAAAAAGACAGAGACAAGAAGGAGGAACGUGAGGAGAAGUCAAGGAAGAGGUCUAAGGAGUCUAAAAGAUCAAAGUAUGAGGAUGAGGAGUAUGGGGAAACAGAGCGAGAUGAGCGAUCUUCUGGAGUUAUAGAACGGAGCGGAGAGCAGCGUUACAUCCAAUACGUCAUCAACUUCAACCAAGAUGGAACCACCUGAGGCUUCUCCAAGAGGGUCAAAGCGACGCAAGACUGAACAUAGCUCCAAGAACCGGAACAAAGAAGAAGGAUCACGAAGGGAGCACAGACACAAGGAACGGUCCAAGUCACAGGAGCCAGACUCUGACGUACCUACCAAAGAGAGCAAGAAAGAGA
Molecule: messenger RNA, 4216 nt
Organism: Homarus americanus (American lobster)
Lineage: Eukaryota; Metazoa; Arthropoda; Malacostraca; Decapoda; Nephropidae
Gene: tho2
Product: THO complex subunit 2-like
Exons: 28
Coding region: 9-4061 (1350 amino acids)
Biological process (GO): mRNA processing; mRNA export from nucleus
Cellular component (GO): THO complex part of transcription export complex
Molecular function (GO): mRNA binding
Source: RefSeq, a predicted model, not a curated record